This is a messenger RNA of Microsporum canis CBS 113480, 2505 nucleotides long. RefSeq names its product phosphoethanolamine transferase 7. The record is from RefSeq and is a predicted model, not a curated record. The coding region runs from base 1 to 2505 and encodes 834 amino acids. Lineage: Eukaryota; Fungi; Ascomycota; Eurotiomycetes; Onygenales; Arthrodermataceae. Gene Ontology annotation, biological process: GPI anchor biosynthetic process. The transcript has 9 exons. Gene Ontology annotation, cellular component: endoplasmic reticulum membrane.
AUGGCCACGCUGGUCUCCUUUAUUCUCUUUCCCCUCGCGCUGCUCCUCUUCGCCAGCGGAUUCUUUCCCUACAAGCCAUUUAUCCCUGGACUGGCGGUCUUUGAUGAAGGAGAUGAUGGUAGUAGGCCGUCGCCCAUCUUUGACCGGGUUAUAUUCAUGGUAGUAGAUGCUCUGCGAAGUGAUUUUGUGUAUGGAAACAACUCUGGAUUUCAAUUUACGCAAAGCUUGAUCAAGUCUGGGGCAGCGGUGCCGUUUACUGCCCAUGCUAGUUCACCAACCAUCACCAUGCCACGGGUGAAGGCGAUUACAACAGGAUCUGUACCAUCAUUUGUUGAUGUGAUCCUUAAUUUUGCAGAAUCAGAUACCACUUCAACUCUCGCUCACCAAGAUACCUGGUUGGCCCAGUUGAAAGCUAAGCCAGAUGGGCGGCUCGUCAUGUACGGCGAUGAUACAUGGCUGAAGUUGUUUCCUGAUAUGUUCUACAGGCACGACGGAACUACGAGCUUCUUUGUCUCAGAUUUCACUGAAGUUGACAACAAUGUGACACGGCAUAUCCCCGAAGAAAUGGGCAAUUCUGACUGGAAUGCCAUGAUAAUGCAUUAUCUUGGCCUUGACCAUAUUGGCCACAAGGCUGGGCCGAGAAGCAGUCCCCAUAUGAUACCCAAACAGAAGGAAAUGGAUACCGUAGUCCGAAUAAUAUACGGCUUCAUGGAGGAGGAGGCCCAUCUAUCAUCUGCACUACUUGUCCUAUGUGGUGACCAUGGUAUGAACGAUGGCGGUAAUCAUGGUGGUGCAUCGCCAGGAGAAACCUCCCCUGCCCUUACCUUUAUUUCUCCGAAAUUUCAAGAAAUGGGACUUGCAAGGUCACUGCCUAAGACCUCGUCUGAAGAAUUUGAUUUUUAUGAUAAGGUGGACCAAUCCGAUAUUGCCCCUACCUUAAGUGCCCUUCUUGGCUUUCCUAUUCCAUUAAACAACCUAGGGGUCAUUAUCCCCCAAUUUCUCCCGCUAUGGAAAAAAGACUCUAAUCGAUUGCAACUACUCCAAGAAAAUGCUAAACAGAUGAUAAACAUCGUGAAGCAAACAUAUCCAAGUUACGAUUUUGAUUCUACCACGCAGUCGGCCAAUUGUGAUAGUGACUCGAACACGGAUAUAGCUAAUCUUGAGUGCAAGUGGCAGAAAGCACAGCAGUUGAUAUCUCAACCUAUAGGAGAUACCAAUCUAUCUCUGGCUAUCGAGUCAUCCCUUCUAGACUUCUUACGGACCGCACAAGCCGUGAUGUCUAGCACAGCGAGCAAUUAUAACCUAACAAGGCUAUAUCAAGGUAUAGCGCUUUCCGGGCUUGCGUUCUUCAUAGCUCUGUAUGCAUGUGCCCAAAAGGGCUGCCAUGGGGCAGCAGCAGUGGGAUACAUGUGUCUAAUACUAGCUGGAUACGGAGCCCUGAUGUUCGCAAGCAGUUACGUUGAAGAAGAGCAACACUUCUGGUACUGGAUGGUUUCCGGAUGGAUAUUCUAUCUUUACUGGAAAUCCUCCAACAAACGAGAAUUCAAGUCGGGCUAUACUAGUGCUUUUGUCCUCGCUGCCCUGACGAGGGUUAUGCGACGCUGGAACCAGACUGGUCAAAAGUUUGCUGGAGAACCAGAUAUCGCCAAUACUUUUUUCAGGGAGCAUCCAAAUGUGAUGUGGAUUCUGAUACUUUUCGCAUACACUGAUCUAUAUCAAAGACUACUGCCAAAUACGUCCAUAGGAGACCCUAAGAAUAAGCUAUUAUCACUGUUAUACCUUCCCCUGACUAGCUUCUCAUUCAUAUUCAAGGUCGUCUUCACAGACGCUGAUGCACCGGAGCUUAUACGGAAUACUCCUUUCUUGUCAUUUUUGAUCAGAGGUGUACGAGGACUCUCCCUUGUUUUCCAGGCCCGGGUUGUCCUCAUUGGAGUCUUGAUAAGUUCCAUGUAUCCGAUAUACUUGAGAGCUACCAGAAAAGACGCUCGAAGCGUUGCAAAAAAAGACAUCCGUGGCACCUUUCACUCCCUUCUUACUCUAUUACUAGUCACUCAAUCUCGCGCCACCAAUAUCCCCCUAUUUGCGAUUUUCCGCCUCCAGCAACAGAUUCUCAGUUCAAUGACAUUGUCUACUACCGAAAUCACCAUCACAUCCCUUCUGUUCCAGUACGCAAGCUUUUUCGCCCUCGGUGGGUCUAAUGCUAUUUCCUCGGUCGAUCUGUCUAACGCCUACAACGGCGUAAGCGGCUAUAAUGUUGGCGUUCAACUGGGCUGGGCCGAUAUGGUGGGUAUCUGCCACACACCAUCUAUUGAGCAUUACUCGCUCCGCUCGCAAACAUCAAUCGAACAGGCAUAUCCAGCUUUUGACCAUGUUCGUGGCCACCAGUCUUCUGGCGGUUAUGGUAGCAUGCACUACCCUACGAACACAUCUAUUCAUAUGGACCGUAUUUUCACCCAAGUUUCUUUACAGUAUGGCGUGGACGCUGGCUCAGCACGCUAUCGUUAA